GCGGAAGGGCCCCGUGGGCGGCGCCUGCGCUGUAAGUGUCCCCGCGAUGAGGGAGGUGGGGCUGCCGGCACGCGCCGCCGCCGGUGAGGUUAAGGGCAAUAGAAGUUGAAAACACACUCCUCGCUUUGCUCUGAGUCCCCCACCGUCUUCAACAUGGCUGGUGGCAUUACUGACACAGGAGAGCUUUACUCUCCCUACGUUGGUCUGGUUUACAUGUUCAACCUCAUCGUUGGGACAGGAGCCCUAACCAUGCCAAAGGCCUUUGCGACGGCAGGGUGGCUUGUCAGCCUCGUUCUCCUAAUGUUCCUGGGAUUUAUGAGCUAUAUGACUACAACCUUUGUGGUAGAAGCCAUGGCUGCUGCAAAUGCCCAGCUGCGAUGGAAGAGAAUGGAGAAACGCAAGGAGGAUGAUGAGGAUGAGGAUUCUUCCUCUGGAGUAUCUGACAGUGAUGUUCUCCUCCAAGAUGGCUACGAGCGAGCAGAGACACGACCCAUCCUGUCAGUUCAGAGACAUGGUUCACCCAAUAUCUUUGAAAUCACUGAAAGGGUGGAAAUGGGCCAGAUGGCUUCCAUGUUCUUUAAUAAAGUGGGUGUCAACCUCUUCUAUUUCUGCAUAAUUAUCUACCUCUAUGGGGACCUGGCAAUCUAUGCAGCGGCUGUACCGGUCUCUCUCAUGCAAGUGACCUGCAGUGCCACUGGCAACCAUUCUUGCAGUGUUGGAGAUGGCACAAAGUAUAACGAUACGGACAAGUGCUGGGGGCCAAUUCGACGGAUUGAUGCUUACAGGCUGUAUCUGGCAGCAUUCACUCUCCUCCUGGGUCCUUUCACCUUCUUCAAUGUGCAGAAGACCAAGUACCUUCAAAUCAUGACAUCCCUCAUGAGAUGGAUAGCUUUCAUCCUCAUGAUUAUUCUGGCCCUCAUCCGCAUCAGCAGAGGCCAAGCUGAAGGUCACCCAUCCAUGGCCCAGCUGUCGGGCAUCCGGAAUCUCUUUGGGGUGUGCGUCUACUCCUUCAUGUGCCAGCACUCCCUGCCAUCCCUCAUCACACCCAUCUCCAAGAAGAAGCACGUCAACAAACUCGUGCUGCUCGAUUACGUCCUGAUCCUGGCUUUCUACAGCCUCCUGUCCUUCACUGCCAUUUACUGCUUCCGCAAUGACACCCUCAUGGACAUGUACACACUCAACUUCACCAACUGCGAGAUCAUCAACGUUGCCUUCAUUCGCUACUUCCUGGGCCUCUUCCCUGUCUUCACCAUCAGCACCAACUUCCCCAUCAUCGCAGUGACCCUGCGCAACAACUGGAAGACACUUUUCCACAGAGAAGGGGGGACCUACCCGUGGGUGGUAGAUAGGAUUGUCUUUCCUGCCAUCACGCUGAUUCCCCCAGUGCUGGUGGCUUUCUGCACCCACGAUCUGGAGUCCUUGGUGGGGAUCACGGGAGCCUAUGCUGGGAAUGGGAUCCAGUAUCUCAUUCCUGCUUUCCUCGCGUACUGCAGUCGGAAGGACACUCAGCUGGUCUUUGGCAGUGGGACGGUUAACAAGCACCUCUCCCCUUUCCGGCACACCUUCUGGAUUGUGUUCGUGCUCAUAUGGGGCUUUUCUUGCUUUGUGUUUGUGACAGCAAACAUUGUCCUGAGUGAGUCUAAACUCUGAUGUGAGGGUAGCGGCACGCUCCCUCCUGGGCUCCAGAGACUUCAGCAUUUCAGCUCCCCCUCUGGGACUGUGGAGGGUGGGCAGAGGCACCAUGAAGGGAAUUUUCCAGGCCAUCGGCUUGGUGGCACGGGUUAGACCUGGACACAGACUUUCUUCACUCCGUUUUGGGUGUGGAUGGAGUGGACUCGGCCUUGUUACAGUGCUGGUUCUCAGACCCGCUAUACAGAGCCAUGGGGCUGAGCCCUUGGCAGUCUGCACGAUUAACCAGUGUCCGGCCAUUUCUGCCUUCAGCUCUGUUGGAGCAUCGCUCUCUGUCCCUCCAGCGGCUCUCUGUGCUGCAGGUCUCAGCACACGGGAGAGCAGCCAGCCUUGGCCGCUCACUACACUAAGCGGCUAAAUGUCCCUUCUCCCAAAGGCAGGGACAUGCUGUCGAGAAUCCAGUGUGAGUUUGGGGGAAAUGAGUCUCUUCUGUCAGCCGAGACCCCUCCCGACCCACCUCCUGUACCAAUGGGGGAAGACAUUAGGGUGAGAAUAGCCCUAAUUCAGACAAAAAUAACUUUGUGUGCUGUUACACUUUAUUUUUCUAGAGGCAUUAACCUGUUUUUUUGCACCAUGGAUUGCCUGGGAGCUGGGGUCUUUUGCUUAGAGCUGGAUUUCUGCAGCCCAGGGGUUUACAUUCACACUUCUCAUCCUGUUCUCCUGUGCUGCGGCAGCCCCGGCCAGCCAGAGCUCUGCCCCUGUGCGUGCAUGGACACAGCUCUUCGCCCCCGGAGAGGAAACUGCAGCCCUGUGUCCCUCGGCUCCUGCGUGCAGCCCCAGAGCCCUUCUCCCUUCCUCACUUUUGCAUGGGGCUGGUGCAGCAGGCCGGACCCUGACUCCAGUGGCCAGGAUUCCGGUCUGCUGGGGAAGUGCUAAUUAUCCAGUCCUGACACGCGUGAGGCCUGUGAGAGCUCUGGCUGUGCACACUGAUGUGUUUCCAGCCUCCCGUGCUGGGUAAUUAGCCUUGAAACAAGGUGGGUGUUAACUGAAGGGAAUGGGCUGGUGCCAGGAGGCAGCGGCGGUGCCCUGGCUCAGCCCUCCCUGCCUGCAGGAGCAGAGCUCCCAAGGGCUACGGGAGAGCAAAAACCAAAACCCUGCUCAAUCUCCCCCUCUUCCCCUCCUGUGCAGGGCUAAGGUGGGCUCUGCGCUGGUCCCGUUCAGCUUAUCUGAGGGUUGGGUUGUCUCUCACCAUGGGCGGUCAGCGCUGCUGGUGAGUCUCUGCUUCUGAGGCUUCUGGCGGUCGCUGUAAUACCCACGCAGAGACCAACAGGGCCAGGUCCUGUGCUCUGAGACCCUUGGGCAAAGAUCAUAUGGGUUUUUCUAAAAAAAGGAAGAACUUUAAAAAGUUUUCACCUGAAAUAUCUUAACCCCCUCUUAUUAAAGCAGGUUCAAAGCCAGGUGCAUGUCACUUAACGUUAGAUCCUCUUGCCCUCUGCACUUGCUGCAGUAUUAAGUGUCACCGCUCGCUAAAGCAAGCUUUGAACUGCAGCUCUUUUUAAUCAAGCUCUGUUUUCAAGUAGGACUUUCUCGUUUCCAUAUGACCUGAAGUGCUCCUCCUGGGGGAAUGUGCAAGUACCUGGAGCUGUAUAAAAACACUUCAUGGCUUUUAAAGUAAAACCCUGCACCUCUCGAGCCUGAGCACCGCCACUGUGUCCUUGCCGAGCUGCUUGGAGAGGAUCCGGGGGGGACUGGUUGGGAUGAGACAAACAGGCAUUGGCAGCCCUCGCUAGUGAGUUUAAACAAACCCAAGUGCUCCGGGAAAGCUGAUGUGGCAUCUUCAGUGCCAAAUUAGCAAGUUAUUUUACAGGUGGCUGGUGUCUCAUUGAAGAAGAGGGACAGUAGCUGCGCAGGUUGGAGGGCAAAUUGGUGGGGCAGCUCGUGGGGAGCCACCUGCGAGGCAGCUGGGAGCUGGGCAGAGCUGGAGGGAGGAAUUUAAUGCUGAUGAAAUGAGCCUUUGGAAGCUGGAAAGGCUGCUGGGGCUGCUCCUCUGCACAAGUGCGCAGGUGUGGGUUUAGGGAGGGGGCUGAGCCCUUUCCUACGGCGCUGCCUGCCCUUUGCGAGGCACUUGGCUCAGCCUCCAUCCCUUCAAGUGCCCAUUUCCAUCUCUUGCCUUCACGUUUCAUUGCCAGCCAGAGAACGGGGCUGUUCUCUGUUAGUUCAUCUCCUCUCAUCCUCCUCCCUUUCCCCCUUGGUCUCCCUCCCUUCCUGCCCCUGUGUCACACAGGGGAGCCUCCUGCCUGCCUUGCCUGGGGUGGGAGGGAGCCCAGCCUGGCGCCCCCUCUCCUGCACCUCCUCCAUUUAAAGAUGUGCCUUCUCUUCCCUGGCCUGGGUGGCCACCUCUCCUCCUCGGCAUGGCGUGGCAGAGACUUCUAAGGAGCCUUACCUCUAAAAACAGCUUAGGUCCAGGCUUUGGAUGUAGCGGCGCAAUGAGGGCUCGCAUCCUGACCCCAGCCUCUGCCGUGGUACCUUACCGAGAAGGACUCUGGUCCCCAGGGAGCACCAGUGCUUUCUUAAAUAAAUAACCACAAAUUCCCAGACGCCCGCUGUCCUCGCACAGCAGCAAAACAAAUCUAUCCAAGAAAUGGGGGUGAUUAACGGAAAGAAGCUCUACGGUGGAGAGAACAUUUUUCAUACAAAACAUGACAUAGCAAUGCCUUAAAAAUUACUGGAGAAAGCGGGAAGGGUACGGCUCAGCGGAGCCAGCGCUGCCCGGGGGUGGGCUGGGGGGACGCUGAGUGACCCCGGCGCAGUGUGGGGCAGGAGCUCCCUCCUCUCACCCAUCACCAACGAGUCUAUUUUUUAUUUGGCCGUUAUCAGCACUAACAAUUCGUUAUUAGAGAUUCUCACGUGAUGUUUGUCCUGACUGUAAUUAGUUUUCAAAAAGUGGGAUUAAAAACAAUAAAAUGCACAUUAUACAUCUGGUUUAGUCUGGCUGCUUUUUCAACCCCCUUCCUCCUCUGGUGCAUGCACUGAGCAGCUAUUCCUGGGAGGGGGGGGAUGGCCAUGACUGAUGGGGCUGCAGGCUAAGGAGAAAUGGCAAGCGGAGAGGCUAAUAGAGACCCUCACCUCUUCUCUAUUAGCCUCCUGCAACUCUAGGUGGUAGCUGCAAACUCAAUUAAAACAUCUGUACUUUCCCCUUCUCAAUUACGGCUCCUUACACUUAAAACCAAACAAAUUGAAUUGCUUCACCGCCUCGGGCUGCAAAGGCAGUUUCUGCCAACGAAUUUAUUAUCACCAUAAAGCGCAGCUUGAUUUACGUUAAAAUA
This is a messenger RNA of Chroicocephalus ridibundus (black-headed gull), 4955 nucleotides long. It is a transcript of the gene SLC38A12, whose product is annotated as transmembrane protein 104. Bases 154 to 1650 code for a protein of 498 amino acids. The record is from RefSeq and is a predicted model, not a curated record. Lineage: Eukaryota; Metazoa; Chordata; Aves; Charadriiformes; Laridae. The transcript is spliced from 10 exons.